AUGCAAGUGCGUAUAUGUGUGGUGGCCCAUGCCGGCGUGGCGGGACACCGGAGAGUGGAAGCGACAACGGCAUCUGUUGCGGAGAUGUUUGAUUGGCCUACCCUGAAGACCGACGGGAAGAACUUCGUCACUGCCUGCCUGCAUUGUAUGGUGGUCGAUGGUGAGUCGGUACCCCGUCCCUGGGGUGAAGAGCUGCAUGCUACGAAGCCAAAUGAGUUGAUUCAUUUCGAUUGGCUGUCGCUCCCGGAGGCUCCGGGAGGCCUGAAAUACGUCCUGGUCAUCAAGAAUGACAUAUGCGGAACCUGGGUAUCCGACUCUGGGUCCCAUUUCAAGAACGAACAGGUCAGUACCCUGGGUCGUAUGUUUGGUGUUCAUCAUCAUUUUGUCACACCACACUGCCCCUGGGCCAACGGGACAGUUGAGGUGGUGAACCAGAUCGUCGACCGGACCCUAAAGACCAUGUGCAGCGAGAUGCGCUUGCAACCCGGAGACUGGCCGGGGGUGUUACUCAUCGUACAGUCUGCCCUGAAUCAGCAGUCGGCCGACCGUUUGGAUGGCUCCCAGGCGAUAUGCCACGUGACAGAGCUCGUAGAUGCCCUGGGAGUUAUGCACAAGCACGUGGCAGAGACGGCGGCAGCAAAGCGCGCUAAGGCCUGGGACCGUCGUGAUGGCCAACGUUCAGUGAAGCUGUCGAAAUUUACGCUAGGCGAUUUUGUUUUGGUGGCCCGGGCUCUCCAGCAUCCGGGAAAGCUAACGUUGCGUUGGAAGGGACCCUUUCGGGUCGUGAAGGUGGUCUCCGACUACCUGAUGGAAGUCCAGCAGCUGGUGCCUCCGGGAGCGACGUCCCUGCACCAUGCGUGCCGGCUCCACCUGUACUGCGAGGGCGGACGUGAAGUCAAUGAUGAUUUGAAGACCCAAAUCGCGUUCGGCGAUGAAGGUUUUUACGUGGAAGACCUCCGGGACCUGCGUCUGCGAGAUGGGGUCUGGGAAGUCCUGAUCAAGUGGCUUGGCCUAGACGAUCUGGAGUCGUCCUGGGAACCGGUCCUAUCGAUCUACGAAGACGUUCCCGUGCUAUUCCGUCGCUGGACCAAGGCUCGGAGCAACGAAGACGGCGUGAGCGAAAUGGUUGACGAUCUCACGAGGCCACCCAAUGUAGGGGGGGAAGUGUUAUCGGCCGAGCCUCUCAACCAGAAUUUCUGGAAGGCAAGCUACGGGAAGUGCAGCGUGCCGAGGGCUACGACCGGUCGUGAGCUCACGGACGACCAAAGGUCGGCCAUUUACCGCCGCCUCCUCCAACUCAAGAAGGACGGACGCGUGGAUAAAGGCGACAUGAAGAAGUUGAUGUUGGAGUUCAAUGUCAGCCAACAAACGGUUUCGCGCAUUUGGAAGCGCGGUUGUGACGCAGCUGCUGCAACCGGCUGCGCCAAAGUAUCGUCCAUGAAGAAGGGCGGAUGA
Molecule: messenger RNA, 1455 nt
Organism: Aphanomyces astaci
Lineage: Eukaryota; Oomycota; Saprolegniomycetes; Saprolegniales; Verrucalvaceae
Exons: 4
Coding region: 1-1455 (484 amino acids)
Biological process (GO): DNA integration
Molecular function (GO): nucleic acid binding
Source: RefSeq, a predicted model, not a curated record